CGCAAAACGGGUCUUUUUUAAGUCGAGCGAAAAUCCCCCGAAAAUCCGACCCGGCAACUCCGUCCUCCCUCUCGUUAUCCCACGCGCACGGUGGAUCGAUCCUACGCCGUUCACCGGCGGCUCCUCCGCCGCCGCCGCCGCCGCCGCAGGAGGGGCUGUUCACCGCGGGGGCGGCGCAGGGAGUCGGAAGGGCGACCGGAGGUCAUGAAGUGAUCAGUGCGAGAUUGAGAUUUCUCAAUUCCGCUUCUACAUUCAGGCUGGUAGCACCUAGGGCGUGCAGAAGUGAAAAGGCUCAUGUCAUUUGCAACUGGUGAUAAAUAUCCUGUUUCACAUGCCUGCAAAGUGUGAACUGAGAGCUGGAUGCAAGAUAGUUAGAAUUUGUGGUGAAUCUUGGUAAAGUUCUGCUGGAAAUCAGGAAAAAAAUGACCUGAAGAUCUCUGCCGGGAAAUAUAAAAAUGAAGCUCCCAAAACGCUAUGCCAUAGUGUUACUGACAUUCAUGUGCACUAAUGUAUGUUACAUUGAGAGGGUUGGCUUCUCGAUUGCUUAUACUGUAGCUGCUGAUGCUGUUGGCACAAACCAAGCAAACAAGGGCAUGAUACUAUCCAUGUUCUACUACGGUUAUGUUCUAUCACAGAUUCCAGGUGGAUGGGCAGCACAGAGGCUGGGAGGUAGACUUGUCCUGCUGCUGUCGUUUGUUCUUUGGUCUUUGAUCUGUGCCGUGGUUCCGCUAGACCCAAAAAAGGUAAUUUUGCUUGUUCUUUCUCGGCUGCUUGUGGGUGUUGCACAAGGCUUAAUAUUUCCUUCCAUUCAUACUGUUCUGGCGCAAUGGGUGCCACCUCAGGAGCGUUCUCGCUCAGUGUCCCUAACAACCUCAGGAAUGUACCUUGGUGCGGCCUGUGGUAUGCUUCUGCUUCCAAGUCUAGUGAAGCACAUGGGACCCCAGUCGGUUUUCUCAGUCGAAGCUAUGUUGGGUGUAGCAUGGCUUUUAAUAUGGUUCAAGUUUGCAAGUGAUCCACCUCGCACUGAUCUUCCAAAGGUGGCAUCGAAAGAUAAGAUGAAGGCGCAAGCUGGAGGAGUUGUUGCACCUCGCACUGUGAAGAUUCCAUGGGCAAGGAUACUUUUUAGUUUGCCAAUUUGGGCGAUUGUUGUGAACAACUUCACCUUCCACUAUGCACUGUAUGUUCUUAUGAACUGGCUGCCGACAUACUUCAAAUUAGGACUUGAGCUAAGCCUCCAGGAUAUGGGAUCAUCAAAGAUGCUUCCUUAUCUGAAUAUGUUUUUAUUCUCCAACAUUGGCGGGGUUCUUGCUGAUCACUUGAUUACAAGAAAGAUAUUAUCUGUUACCAAGACAAGGAAACUUCUGAACACAGUUGGGUUUAUUGUCUCAGCUAUUGCACUCAUGGCUCUUCCAUUAUUCAGAACACCUUCAGGGGCAAUAUUCUGCUCAUCAGUAUCUCUUGGUUUUCUGGCUCUAGGGAGAGCAGGGUUUGCUGUAAACCACAUGGAUGUGGCUCCAAAAUUUGCUGGGGUAGUGAUGGGGAUUUCAAACACAGCUGGGACUUUGGCAGGAAUAGUUGGUGUUGGUCUCACAGGAAGAAUUCUGGAGGCAGCGAAGGCCUCUAACAUGGACCUGACAAGCUCAGAAAGUUGGAGGACAGUCUUCUUUGUACCAGGAUACCUUUGUAUUUUCAGUUCCUUCAUUUUCUUGAUUUUUUCAACUGGGGAAAAGAUCUUUGAAUAGCCAGGUGAUUAUUUGUUCUUUACUAACCAUCUACGAGGGGAGUUAUCAAUACAGCAAUUCAUAUGUUCAGUUAGCUUUUUCUCAACUUUGGACUACCUGUAACUUAGGUUACCUGCCAAUAGAGAUUUUAAGCAAAGAAAAAGGGAGAAAUUUUGGCAUGUCAGAAUAGAUAGAGAUGGUGUAUGGGUGCUAAUUCAUGUUACUCUUGAUUAAAGCUGAUAGAAUUAUCUAUAUAAAUGAAUGUUAUACCUGUGGAUCAUACUUGUUUGUAGUUUAUCAGACUCAGUGGUCUCAGGGUAUAUUACAAAGUAAAACCUGAAA
This is a messenger RNA of Oryza brachyantha (malo sina), 2063 nucleotides long. Its product is annotated as probable anion transporter 6. Gene Ontology annotation, molecular function: transmembrane transporter activity. The transcript has 2 exons. Gene Ontology annotation, biological process: transmembrane transport. The coding region runs from base 456 to 1742 and encodes 428 amino acids. The record is from RefSeq and is a predicted model, not a curated record. Lineage: Eukaryota; Viridiplantae; Streptophyta; Magnoliopsida; Poales; Poaceae.